Molecule: messenger RNA, 1704 nt
Organism: Phragmites australis (common reed)
Lineage: Eukaryota; Viridiplantae; Streptophyta; Magnoliopsida; Poales; Poaceae
Product: protein REVEILLE 6-like
Exons: 9
Coding region: 187-1008 (273 amino acids)
Molecular function (GO): DNA binding
Source: RefSeq, a predicted model, not a curated record
CAAACGACGCGCGGCAGGGCCGCGGUGCCACCGCCCACACACUCCCACCUCCACCCAGGGCCACGCCACGCGGACCGGAGCCCGGUACGCUGCUCACAGCCAACUUGCCAAGUCCUCGCGAGCGGCGAGGCCACCACGACGCGACAACCAACGCACGCUGAGAUCCCCUCCGUUCCGUUCCCCUCCAUGGUCUCGGCCAGCACGCCGCCGCCGCCGCCGACUGACGCCUCCGCGGCGGGGGAUGACGGUGACGCCAGCAAGAAGGUGAGGAAGCCGUACACCAUCACCAAGUCGCGGGAGAGCUGGACGGAGCAGGAGCACGACAAGUUCCUCGAGGCCCUGCAGCUGUUUGACCGUGACUGGAAAAAGAUAGAAGCUUUUGUUGGCUCAAAGACUGUCAUCCAGAUAAGGAGCCAUGCACAGAAGUACUUUUUGAAGGUUCAGAAAAAUGGAACCAGCGAACAUGUCCCACCUCCGCGACCAAAGCGCAAAGCUGUUCAUCCAUAUCCACAGAAGGCCUCCAAAAAUGAACCAAGCUCUACACUCAAGACAGAUUCAUCUUCCAUCCAUAGGAACUCAGGCACGAACGCAACUGUUUCUUCAUGGGCUCACAAUUCCAUCCCACCAGUUGUCACCUCAUCUAUGGUGAAAGAAGAUUUAGGUGCUGGAACAAUGGGUCCAAACAAUUUCUGCUCGAGCAGUAGUGAAGGCCCUCCAAGGGCAUGGCAACCUGGUGAAGCCAAUGAUCAGAUAAAUCAAGUUUCGUCACUCCGCCUUAUGCCGGAUUUUACGCAAGUAUACAGCUUCUUGGGUAGUGUUUUUGAUCCAAGCACAAGUGGUCAUUUGCAGAAACUCAAGGAGAUGAAUCCAAUUGAUGUUGAAACGGCAUUGUUGUUGAUGAGGAAUCUCUCCAUCAAUUUGACAAGUCCUGAUUUUGAAGAUCAAAGGAAGUUGCUAUCUUCAUAUAGCACUUCUGAUGUACUUGAGCUAGGGAGCUCCAGGAGUUAAGCUCUAGCAAUGAGUGCGCCUUUAAUGUAAGGAAUAAAGGCGAAUAGUGAGGCCAGGUCUCUCGGCAUAUAAUUUCAGUUUGACAGACCUCAGUAUGGUGCUCUGGCGCGGCACUGAUGAAGGCGUUUGCACCUUUGUGUUUCUAGAUACCUUCAAGCCUUCGGAUGGGUACAACCGUGUACAGUAGGCCUCCAAAAGGUGAGAUUUGUGUGACCUGAUGUGUAUAUAUAUUUUUGCCCUGAACGCGUGUACCCUUCCAGCCUUCCUACCCCAAAAGCUUGGUCAUCUAGGUGCCCGAAUGUUGCUUCAGUUAAAGUCUGUUCUUAGUAAUGGAAAGAGGAAAGGAAAUUUUGGGUAACGCUGAUUGCUCCCUUUUCCCUCCAUUGAGUUCUGUUGCUGAUAAUAGUUUCGUUUUUGGCUGCUAUCUGCUAAGGAGCUUCUGCCCCACGCGGCCAUGAGUUCCAUUCCCAUGACAUUGUCAAAUUACUCCGUCUGAGCAAACAUUGUGUGUAACUUUCAAUUGAGGUGAUCGUAGUGCUGUAAAGCGGCUUGCCUUCCCCGUUCCCAUGUAACUCUUGUUCCUAUUGUGCAUAGGGCGUUGCCCUUGUGUAAUAGAAAAAUAAAUUUUGAAUGUAAAGGAGACUUGUGCUACCAUUCGAAUUCUCUAUAGUGUAAAAGCAACCCAGUGACUUGCCA